UACGACAGAUAUAUUGUUUACCACGUGCGUUUUCUAUCUUUCCGAAGUGAUUCUCUAAAACGUGGUGUAAAUUUGCUAGAUAACCCGUUGUCUACAAUAAAAUGCCGAAAUCCAAAAGAGAUAAAAAAGUGUCCCUUACAAAAACAAACAAGAAAGGACUUCAGCUAAAACAGAAAACAAUAGAAGAAAUAAGAAAUUGCUUGACUAAAUAUGAGCACAUAUUUCUGUUUACUGUGGAUAACAUGAGAAAUGCCAAACUCAAGGAUUUACGCCACGAAUGGAAGGACUCUAGAUUCUUUUUCGGUAAAAACAAAGUCAUGGCAAUAGCUCUUGGUAGAACUAAAAGUGAUGAAGUUGAAGAUCAGUUAAAUUUGCUAUCAAAAAAAAUAAAAGGCCAAUGUGGCCUCCUAAUGACGAACAGAGAUGUGGUAGAUGUACUGCAGUGGUUCAAUGACUUCAGUGAGUCCGAGUAUGCGCGGUCAGGCUUUGUAGCCACCGAAGAUGUCAUUCUGCCCCAGGGGCCCCUGGAAGAUUUCUCUCACACCAUUGAGCCCCAUUUGAGGAAACUAGGACUGCCUACCACCCUUGAGAGAGGCGUUGUUACUCUUAUUAAGGAAUAUCAGGUUUGCAAAAAAGGCGCCGUCCUAACGCCAGAACAGGCCAGUAUAUUGAAGCUACUUGGUAAGCAAAUAGCGGAAUUUAAAGUCACAAUAAAGUGCCAUUGGUCCAAAGGCAAGGGAUUCCACAAAGAUAUUGACGGUCUUAGUGACAACGAAGAAGAUGAUAAGGAGGAAGAUGGGAAUGAAAAUGAGGACAUGGAAGAGGAUGAAACAUAAAUAUUUCUUAAGAACCUGGUUGGUUUUUCCAAUAUACACCUAGUUAUUA
Molecule: messenger RNA, 885 nt
Organism: Cydia fagiglandana
Lineage: Eukaryota; Metazoa; Arthropoda; Insecta; Lepidoptera; Tortricidae
Gene: RpLP0-like
Product: mRNA turnover protein 4 homolog
Exons: 4
Coding region: 102-836 (244 amino acids)
Biological process (GO): ribosomal large subunit biogenesis; rRNA processing; nuclear-transcribed mRNA catabolic process
Cellular component (GO): preribosome, large subunit precursor; nucleolus
Molecular function (GO): RNA binding
Source: RefSeq, a predicted model, not a curated record